Messenger RNA from Pneumocystis jirovecii RU7, 984 nucleotides. RefSeq lists its product as uncharacterized. The transcript is spliced from 5 exons. The coding region runs from base 1 to 984 and encodes 327 amino acids. Gene Ontology annotation, cellular component: membrane. The record is from RefSeq and is a predicted model, not a curated record. NCBI's taxonomy places the organism in Eukaryota, Fungi, Ascomycota, Pneumocystomycetes, Pneumocystales, Pneumocystaceae.
AUGACUUUAAAAACAAUGAAAAAAAGCGAUCUACAGCAUCUUGCAGUGCAGUUGAAUAUAAAUAGUGAUGGUUUAAAAGCUGACUUGGAAACGAGAAUUGUUGAUUAUUUAUUAAAAAAUGAAGCUUCACUUUCUAAAAAUCCGAAUUUUUCAUCUUAUUAUGCAGAGUUUUCUUCCAAUAUUGGAUAUUUUGCAAAUAAUGUAAAAAAUUCUCGAAAAAAAUCCGCAAUUCUGCAGAAAACUAUUGUCAAAAAGCCCUUACUUGUGAGUGAUCAAGGUGAUUCUUUUGAUGAUAAAAAUAAUGAUACUUUUUUUGUGGAUCAGAACAAAAAAGGCCAAUUUAAGAUAGACAAUGUUGUAAAAGUGACCCCUAAUAAUACGUCAGAGUCGGCUAUACCCGAUACAAUUUGCAUUUCUGAAUUUGCUAAGGGUUUAACUUUAAAAAGUGAUUUUGAACACUGUUCUCAACCUCAUUUUGUUCCUGAUAAAUUAUUAAAUAUACGCAAACGUUUAUCCAGGGUCUUAGUAGUGGAUUUUUUAUUUUGUAUUUAUGAGUUUUAUAAUCUCUUAAAAUUUUUGGUUCCAUGGACAUAUGGGAUAUUUCUUCCUUCAUAUUUUGGUUCUUUUAGUGGCAAGAUUUUUUAUUUGCCUGACGUUUCUGUAUUUUCUUCAUUUAAAGAUUUUUGGUUACCCUUUUUGACUUGGUGGUUAUUGGCAAUACUUGUACCUUUAAUUGCUGCUAUAAUAUUUAAUUUCCAUGAAUCUGGAAAGGGAAAAAGUUCUAAAAUAAUUGAUCCAAUGACAUUUUCUGUUGUUAAAGCAAUAGUGGCGUAUUCUAUAUUUUAUAAAGGUCUUCGGGAAAAUUUAUUUUUUCUGGAUUCCAUAUUUGUCGUUAAGCGUGCUGUUGGCGUUGAGCUUAUGUUUAUUAUGUCUUUUAUAGGAGUAUUAUAUGCAAUGUAUGAUACUUCGAUUUCUAGAAAAUAA